GUCGUACCCUGCGGCGCCAGGCGGGGCGGGCCGGUUGCUAGGUCUUGGUGAAGCGCCGAGCUCGCGGAGUCUCCCUAGGUGGCUGCAGGCUUCAGCCCAGGCUCCAGGUCAGCUGAAGCGGAAAUGUCUGGGAAGGAGAACAACUUUCCACCGCUGCCUAGGUUCAUCCCGCUAAAGCCCUGCUUCUACCAGGACUUCGCAGACGAGAUCCCCAUUGAGCAUCAGGUGCUGGUGAAGAGGAUCUAUCGGCUUUGGAUGUUUUACUGUGCCACCCUUGGGGUCAACCUUGUCGCCUGCCUGGCCUGGUGGAUUGGCGGUGGCUCAGGAGCCAACUUUGGCCUGGCCUUCCUCUGGCUGCUGCUCUUCACCCCCUGCAGCUAUGUGUGCUGGUUCCGACCAGUCUACAAGGCCUUCCGUGCUGACAGUUCCUUCAAUUUCAUGGCGUUCUUCUUCAUUUUCGGAGCCCAGUUUGUCCUGACUGUUAUCCAGGCUAUUGGCUUAUCGGGAUGGGGUGCAUGUGGCUGGCUGGCAGCCAUUGGGUUCUUCCACACCAACAUUGGUGCCGCUGUGGUCAUGCUGCUUCCUGCCAUCAUGUUCUCCCUGUCUGCUGCCAUGAUGGCCGUCUUGAUCAUGAAGGUACACAGGAUCUACCGAGGGGCCGGCGGGAGCUUCCAGAAGGCACAGACAGAGUGGAACACAGGUGCCUGGCGGGACCCGCCCACGCGAGAGGCCCAAUUCAACAACUUCUCAGGAAACAGCCUGCCUGAGUACCCCACUGUGCCCAACUACCCGGCCAGCGGCAGCCAGUGGCCCUAGAGAGGGCUGAGCAGCCCUGCCGCCUGCCCACAGGCCUGCAUCACUGCCCCUGCUCCUGCCGCCCUUUGUCCCUUGAGGCCUGAGCAUCUGUCCUGCCCAUCUCGGGGGCCCAGCCACUGCCAGAGCCCAAGUUUAUUUCAUCCUGGGGCCCAAGGCCCAAGCCUCUCGUCUAGCAGCCACCCGUGUUCCCUGUGGAUGGCUACACCUUCAUCUCCAGAAGCAGAAGGUGGCAGCAGGUUGCUUAUGCUCUCCGUCCCUGCAGAGCUGAGGACAUAGAGGUCCUGCUGUCAACUUCCAUGUCAUCCCCUUAACCCACCUGUUGCCUGGGCUGGGGAGAGGCUGAGCAUCUUGUCAUCCUCUGUCCCCCAUGCCACAUGGGGUGAUAGCUCUGUGGACAAGCCUGCAGGGACAGCAGAAGCAGGUCCACUUGUUUUCUGCACUCCUCCCUUGGGACAGUGAUGUUGGGACCCUGUUGUCCUGUGUUUCCAUCUGUGGCACACAGCCUUCCUUUCCUGGGACCGAGGGCCUGCCCUGCAAGACCUCUGUCUGCAUGCAGAAACUGGCCGAGCCCCUGAGCAGGUGGGCUUGUCCUGACUGGAGGGAGAGUCCCUGGCUCAGCUGCACAGUGGAGAGUGACCUGGACCCAGAGGCCCCUGUGCUUAGGGGCCAGACAGAAAAGCCCAGAUCACAGGUGCAGGGGCAGGAGGAUGGCCUCGAUCCUGAGCCGGGGACAGCCCUGUGCCUUAGAGAGGAAUCUUGCAGCCAGCACUAUAUACUUCCUCCACCCCAGGUGCAUCCUGCGGGGCAUCCUUAUCUCCUUUAACAAUAUUUGGGCCAAAAUCAACUUUCUCUGGUGACCUUUCCAUGCUGCUAGCCAGGCCUUCACAGGUCCUCUGCACCCAGCCACCCCAUGUCUGGAGGUCAUGGCAGCCACCAUAGGAAAUUUACAGGAAGAUACAGGCCUGGGGUCACCGGGCCUCAGGUCCCUGCCACUGCCUCAGGGUGGCGUUUUGCAGCCUUAUGGGGGUGCUGGUACACUGGCAGCCCCCACCAACCCCUGCAUUGUCAUGCUGUGGUGGGUUUUGUUAGCUGAUAACAUUCUGGAAAUAAAUCUUUCUGCAUCAGAGCGAGCAGGGGGCUGGGUCUGUGG
Molecule: messenger RNA, 1966 nt
Organism: Octodon degus (degu)
Lineage: Eukaryota; Metazoa; Chordata; Mammalia; Rodentia; Octodontidae
Gene: Scamp4
Product: secretory carrier membrane protein 4
Exons: 7
Coding region: 124-816 (230 amino acids)
Biological process (GO): protein transport
Cellular component (GO): trans-Golgi network membrane; recycling endosome membrane
Source: RefSeq, a predicted model, not a curated record